AUGGCGGCCGGCUCGCUUUGCAUCGGAUGCGAAGACGAGCGGACCGACGACCUGUCGUCGUGCCCGCACCCUUCACGUUUGGGUUGCGGCGGUUGCGUCGUGAUGCUCGGCACCGCAUCUACGGUCGUCUUGGCCGACGUUUCAGCGGACCGACGACCUGUCGUCGUCGUGCCCGCACCGUUGACGUUUGGGUUGCGGCGCCGAGGGCGGCCGAGCAUCGGCCGAGGGGGAAGGCUCGAGGAUGGGAGUCAAGUGCUGACACCAUCUCGAGGCGGCGUCGGGGGCUGGGCGGACGACGGUGGGAACCCUCAGUCGUCGUCGCUUUCCGGCACCUGCCCCCAAGCUGCCCCCAAGCUGCCCCCAAGCUGCCCCCAAGCUGCCUCCAAGCUGCCGGUCAAGCUGCCGGUCAAGCUGCCGGUCAAGCUGCCGGUCAAGCUGCCGGUCAAGCUGCCGGUCAAGCUGCCGGUCAAGCUGCCGGUCAAGCUGCCGGUCAAGCUGCCGGUCAAGCUGCCGGUCAAGCUGCCCCCAAGCUGCUGGUCAAGCUGCCGAUGA
This is a messenger RNA of Drechmeria coniospora, 552 nucleotides long. RefSeq lists its product as uncharacterized. The coding region runs from base 1 to 552 and encodes 183 amino acids. The record is from RefSeq and is a predicted model, not a curated record. NCBI's taxonomy places the organism in Eukaryota, Fungi, Ascomycota, Sordariomycetes, Hypocreales, Ophiocordycipitaceae. The transcript has 3 exons.